AUGGCGCCUUACUUUGGUCUUCGUGGACCGGCUUUGAGUCGUGCUAUUAUGUGGAUGGUUGUUUGUCCAGCCUUUCUGACAUAUGGAUACAACCAAGGUGUUACGGGAGGUCUUUUGACUUUGAAAGCAUUUGCAGAGCAAUUCCCUCAGAUGAACACACUGACUACGACGGGCGCUGAGGAAACUUACAAUUCUACAAUUCAGGGAACCGUGGUCGCAUUAUACACAGUGGGAGGAAUGUUCGGCUCGUUAUCAUGCAUUCAAUUGGGAGAUAUUCUUGGUCGCCGGCGAAUCAUCUUUAUCACCACCUUCAUCUCACUUAUCGGAGCGGUCUUGAUGGCUAGCUCUUACUCUCUCGCCCAGUUUAUCGUUGCGAGAUUAGUCCUCGGAUACGGUACCGGAGGAUACGUUGCUACCGUGCCCGUCUGGCAGUCCGAAAUCUCCAAACCCACCAAGCGCGGUGCACACGUCGUUACUGAUGGAAUUUUCAUCGGUGCCGGUAUCACCAUCUCCCUCUGGAUCGACUUCGGCUUCUACUUUGUCACCGGCAGCUCAGUCUCAUGGCGGUUCCCUCUCGCCUUCCAGAUCGUCUUGUCCUUGAUCGUCAUGUCUUUUGUUAUGCUAUUGCCUGAGUCACCUCGUUGGUUGAUCAAGAAGGGACGUACCGAGGAGGCACGGGCUAUUCUCGCUGCGCUCGCCGAUGUGGACGACGACGCUGAAGAAAUCACCCUCGAGAUCCGCGAUAUCGAAACAUCCCUUGUUCUCUCUGGUUCUGGCUCCUUUAAAAGCCUGCUCUAUAUGGGUGAGCAGCGUCUUUUCCACCGUACCGUCCUGGCAGCUCUUGGCCAGGUGUUCCAACAAAUGUGUGGUAUCAACUUGAUCACUUACUACGCAACAACCAUCUUCCAACAAUACCUCGGUCUAGAUGCUACAAAGUCUCGGAUUCUUGCAGCGUCGAUGUGCCUUACUCAGCCGCUAGGUGGCUUUGUAGCGUACUUCACAAUCGAUCGCCUGGGUCGCCGUGUCCUUAUGCUUUGGAGUGCAGCUGGAAUGUCUGUGUCAAUGGCAAUCCUCGCUGGUACGAACUCACUCAGCAAUAACACCUCCGCCAUGAUCGCUGCCGUCGUGUUCCUCUUUGUUUUCGAAUUCAUUUUCACCAUCGGAUUCUCAGGAUUGACCUUCCUGUACGCGACCGAGGUAGCCCCAUUGCAGCUACGAGCAGCCAUCAGUGCCGUUUCGACCACUGCAGUAUGGAUGUUCAACUUCCUUUUGGCUGAGGUUACUCCUGUGGGCUUCAACACCAUUUCAUGGCGAUACUACAUCAUCUUCGCCGUUCUCAAUGCUGCAAUCGUUCCAAUUGUAUACUUCUUUUUCCCUGAGACAAACGGCCGAUCGCUUGAGGAAAUCGAUGAGAUCUUUAUUCAGUCGAAGAGCAUUUUCGAUCCGCCUCGUAUUGCGCGUUCCAUGCCAAGGCUCCAUGUGGCUGAAACUCAAGGCAUUGAGGGUGAAAUGGCCAAGGCGGUAGACGGUGAUGGCUCCGUUCCAAGGAAGGCUCCCAAGGCCUAA
Molecule: messenger RNA, 1566 nt
Organism: Penicillium pulvis
Lineage: Eukaryota; Fungi; Ascomycota; Eurotiomycetes; Eurotiales; Aspergillaceae
Product: putative MFS sugar transporter
Exons: 2
Coding region: 1-1566 (521 amino acids)
Biological process (GO): carbohydrate transport; transmembrane transport
Cellular component (GO): membrane
Molecular function (GO): carbohydrate:proton symporter activity
Source: RefSeq, a predicted model, not a curated record